This is a messenger RNA of Synchiropus splendidus (mandarinfish), 3232 nucleotides long. RefSeq lists its product as uncharacterized. NCBI's taxonomy places the organism in Eukaryota, Metazoa, Chordata, Actinopteri, Syngnathiformes, Callionymidae. Bases 160 to 3009 code for a protein of 949 amino acids. The record is from RefSeq and is a predicted model, not a curated record. The transcript has 4 exons. Gene Ontology annotation, molecular function: GTP binding.
AGGCAGAGGUGUGGUUCGACGUCACACACAGAUAUAAGGCGCGUGGUGAGAGUGAAAGUAGAAACAACUUUGCUCUUCAUCCUGGUGCUUGGACCUGGACACUCCUGGACCUAAGGAACAAGGUGACCUCCUGGAAGACUCUGAUUUGGUUUCUUGACGAUGGCGCAGAAAUCUGCAGACGAAGAGGCAACAGGAGUCCUCCGCCUGGUUCUGAUGGGUAUGACUGGAGCUGGCAAGAGUUCCUGUGGAAACACCAUCCUGGGCGAGAAGAAGUUCAAAGCCUGCUUCAGCGGCAGCUCUGUCACCAGAUGUUGCCAGCUGGAACGAGCUGAGCUGAUGUUGGAGGAGAGCAGCGGCCAGAGGAAACGCACCGUUUCUGUGGUGGACGGUCCUGGGUUUGGAGAUACAGACCUCACUGCAGAGAAGGUCCUGAUCGAAAUCUCCAAAUGUGUGAGUCUGUCCUCUCCUGGUCCGCACGCUUUCCUCCUGGUGGUGCCAGUGGGCCGCUACACCGAGCACCAGAACCAGGCCGUCACUCAGAUGGCCCAGAUAUUUGGAGAAGAAGCGAUCCGUGACCACACGGUGGUGCUGUUCACCAGAGGGGAUGAGCUGGAGGAUUCUGACAUCGAAUCCUUCCUCAGACUGAUGGCGCCUAAUGCCCUCAGAGAGCUGGUUAGCCGGUGUGGAAUGAGGUUCCACGUGUUCAAUAAUAAGGACACCAGAAGUUCUGAACAGGUCAGGGUGCUCCUGGAGAAGGUGGACCACAUGGUGGAGCAGAGAGGGUUUUACACUAGCGUCAUGUACCAGGCGGCUGAGGCUGCCAUCAGGGAGGAGGAAGAGCGGCUGAAGAGGGAGGAGGAGGAGGAACAGCAAGGUGGCGCGCAGGCCGGACAGCCAGCAGCAGAUGACAAGCAACAGUCGACUGCUGCAGGUGGUGGUGAAGCGUCACAGGGGAGGACGCCUCCCCGGUUACUGUUAGAGAUCAGGAGGGAGGCGGCGCGCUCCCCCUUGGUGCAAGGCAUAAUCAGGUCCCUGGUCCUCGCAAUCACCAAAGGCAUCGUGGACGUGAACGACCUGGGGAUUUUCGACCGCAGCAGGCCGUCCAGAACACGGGCCCCUCGGGCCGGCUCUGACUCGGUGGUGCGAGCGGGAGAUCCGACUCUCCUGGACCCUGCAGUAUCAGUCGAAGACUUACUGGCUCAGAUGGCUCACAUCGGCGUUCGCGGCGUCAAUACCCUGGUGCAACGUCUGAACCGCCGUGCAGAGCCCAGAAACCAGCAGCUCCCUGAUCCAGGACAUGAGGUCCCUUCUCUGCUGCUGGUUCAUCCAACAUCCACCAGUCUUGCCGUCUCUGUCAGAACCGCACUUCAGCUUGAGAAAAAAGAAUCCCCGCGGUUCUUCAAGGAAGUUCUGAAAAUUUUUAAAAUGGAUCCGGUCAACAUUCUGGAGGAGGCAGCUGAAGACGGAGCGGCAGCAGAACUCCGCCUGGUUCUGAUCGGAAUGACUGGAGCUGGCAAGAGUUCAUCUGGAAACACCAUCCUGGGCGAGAAGAAGUUCAAAGCCUGCUUAAGCGCCAGCUCUGUCACCAGAUGUUGCCAGCUGGCACGAGCUGAGCUGAUGUUGGAGGAGAGCAGCGGCCAGAGGAAACGCACCGUUUCUGUGGUGGACGGUCCUGGGUUUGGAGAUACAGACCUCACUGCAGAGAAGGUCCAGAUCGAAAUCUCCAAAUGUGUGAGUCUGUCCUCUCCUGGUCCGCACGCUUUCCUUCUGGUGGUGCCAGUGGGCCGCUACACCGAGCACCAGAACCAGGCCGUCACUCAGAUGGCCCAGAUAUUUGGAGAAGAAGCGAUCCGUGACCACACGGUGGUGCUGUUCACCAGAGGGGAUGAGCUGGAGGACACCAGCAUCGAAUCCUUCCUCAGGCAGACAGCGCCUGACGCCCUCAGAGAUCUGGUGAACCGCUGUGGAGGGAGGUUCCACGUGUUCAAUAAUAAAGAUACCAGAAGUUCUGAGCAGGUCAGGGUGCUCCUGGAGAAGGUGGACCACAUGGUGGGGCAGAAAGGGUUUUACACUAGCGCCAUGUACCAGGCGGCUGAGGCUGCCAUCAGGGAGGAGGAAGAGCGGCUGAAGAGGCUUCGACUUAAGAAGGAGCAGAAAGCACUUCGCAGGAGGGCCAGGAAACGAACCGCCGAUGUGAUCUCCAUUGGAGAUUCACAGCCGCUGCUGGGGACAGGAGGUGAACACGGUUCUCACCAGGAACGGUCUCAGCUCCGUAGCCAGGCGGCGCACUCCCCGACUGUGCUGGACAAAAUCAAGGCCUUUGUCUCUGCUAUAGCCACGGGCCUUGUGGUCGGGGCAGCGCUGGGGGCCCUCACCCCUCUGGCGGCUGCUGGCGGGGCCUACCUUGCAGGCACCACUGCUGGAUGGGUUGCAGGGGCCGCCGUUGAAGCAGCUGUGGGAAGUCUAGUGGCAGUAGCGUCAGGGGAAACUGCUGUUCUGUGUGGGGCAGCAGUAGGUGGAGUUGUGGGGGGUGUGGUGGGGGUUGUUGGCGCUGAUGCUGACAAUCCAGGGAGGGGCGCAUUGGAGACUGCGAAAACGGUUGGUGUCAUCGGAGCAGCUGCUGUCGGGGUGGGUGCUGGUGUGGGCUGCGUGAUGGGACUGGGGGCUCAGGUUGGUGCUCGAGCUGCAGCUGGUGCCUGCGUGCCUGUUGUCGGGGGACCCAUCACCGCUACAGGAGUUAGAUGUGCAGCCACUCAGUCUCCUGCGGGAUCAGCCCAAGGACCCAUGGGCCCUACAGCUCCCCCUGCUGGCCCCACAGUGCCUCCUGACUCCCAUACGCCUCCGGCUAAAUCCUGCCUGCAAAAAGUGGCUGACAUCACUAAGAGCUGCCUGGAGUCUCUGCCCCGGUCGGUCAAUGUCAAGGUGCAGGUGAAGAAAGAGAAGCCGCCAGAAGCUCCUGCGUCAGAGACCACCACAUACGAGUUCUCCAUGAACACCAAAGAGCAGUAAUCCUGGCAGGAUCACGCCCCAAAAUCUUCAUAUACGAUGCACACUUGAGAUUGGGAAUAUUGCACUUCCUCAUGCAUUUGUUUUUCAUUCGUACUGAAAUAUCACUCAUAGUUUGGUAAAAUGUGAAUUUACUCCAUGUAUACUGUUAUGUUGAUCAGAAAGAAUAAAUAAUAAUAAUUUCUCUGCAGUGCAUCAGAUUUCGUUCUGCUUGUGUAAAUAUGGA